Homo sapiens (human) is the source of this 2904-nucleotide messenger RNA. RefSeq names its product alpha-1,3-mannosyl-glycoprotein 4-beta-N-acetylglucosaminyltransferase B (gene MGAT4B). Gene Ontology annotation, cellular component: Golgi membrane. Lineage: Eukaryota; Metazoa; Chordata; Mammalia; Primates; Hominidae. The record is from RefSeq and is marked reviewed. Gene Ontology annotation, molecular function: glycosyltransferase activity; alpha-1,3-mannosylglycoprotein 4-beta-N-acetylglucosaminyltransferase activity; acetylglucosaminyltransferase activity.
UUUUCAGAGACUCGCCUGGCAGAGGCCUGGAGCGUCCUGCUGCGUGGACUGUGGGCACCGAGCCACCAGGAGGUUGUUGAUCUCAUUCUUGCUCACUGGUCCCUGCCAGACUGGUGGUGCCUCUCUACUGUCGGGCAGCCCCACCUCUGUGCUGCCCCAUCCACCUACAGCCCUCAUGCCUGGGCCCAGCUGGAGGUUCUGACAGGGGCCCCCUGGGGUGGCAUGCGGACCCUUCAGGGUGCCCCAGGCGCAGCACAGGUCUCCAGAGACACAGGCACCAGGGCGUUCAGAGCUAGUCCCCUCGCUGCUGUUGACUGUCCUUGAGCAGCCCCAGGGCCGGUUUCUCAACCUCAUUUGCUCACCUGAGCAAUGAAGUGAGGUGGGCUCCUGGAACUGCAGCAGCCACCCCCCGGGGCCAUCGUGAGGCUAAGAAUCCAGUGCAGGGUGAGCAACCAGCGACCGCUACAAGGACAGUGAAGAGCUAGCACCAGGACCUUGGGUAGCCCACCCGCUGGAGGGAGCGUGUGCUGCAAAAAGCAAGAGUGGGCUUUGGAGGCCAACGGAUGGAGCGGAUUCAGUCUGAGGCUGUUCCAGCCCUUGCUUAGGAUCCACCUACCUAGGUCUGGAAAUCGUAUUUCCACUUCAGAUGCCUUCUCAGAGGAUAAAAUAACCCCCGGUGGGGGAGAGUACUGGAAGAGGGCUAAUUCCCCUGGUUUUCUCCCCAUGAGCAUUAGUGUCAGUGUAAUUUUAGAGUGACCCCAGCUAUGUCACGUGUGGCAGGCACAAGAACAGAUGUCAAUGAGCUAUUGCAGAGGUGGACACCCAGAUGUGUGCGCUGGCACACUGGAGGGGCCCGUAGGGUGGCUCUAGACCGCCCCCUCGUGACGGCUUGCCUACCACCUGCAGGCGACGUUGUGGACGUUUACCAGCGGGAGUUCCUGGCGCUGCGCGAUCGGUUGCACGCAGCUGAGCAGGAGAGCCUCAAGCGCUCCAAGGAGCUCAACCUGGUGCUGGACGAGAUCAAGAGGGCCGUGUCAGAAAGGCAGGCGCUGCGAGACGGAGACGGCAAUCGCACCUGGGGCCGCCUAACAGAGGACCCCCGAUUGAAGCCGUGGAACGGCUCACACCGGCACGUGCUGCACCUGCCCACCGUCUUCCAUCACCUGCCACACCUGCUGGCCAAGGAGAGCAGUCUGCAGCCCGCGGUGCGCGUGGGCCAGGGCCGCACCGGAGUGUCGGUGGUGAUGGGCAUCCCGAGCGUGCGGCGCGAGGUGCACUCGUACCUGACUGACACUCUGCACUCGCUCAUCUCCGAGCUGAGCCCGCAGGAGAAGGAGGACUCGGUCAUCGUGGUGCUGAUCGCCGAGACUGACUCACAGUACACUUCGGCAGUGACAGAGAACAUCAAGGCCUUGUUCCCCACGGAGAUCCAUUCUGGGCUCCUGGAGGUCAUCUCACCCUCCCCCCACUUCUACCCUGACUUCUCCCGCCUCCGAGAGUCCUUUGGGGACCCCAAGGAGAGAGUCAGGUGGAGGACCAAACAGAACCUCGAUUACUGCUUCCUCAUGAUGUACGCGCAGUCCAAAGGCAUCUACUACGUGCAGCUGGAGGAUGACAUCGUGGCCAAGCCCAACUACCUGAGCACCAUGAAGAACUUUGCACUGCAGCAGCCUUCAGAGGACUGGAUGAUCCUGGAGUUCUCCCAGCUGGGCUUCAUUGGUAAGAUGUUCAAGUCGCUGGACCUGAGCCUGAUUGUAGAGUUCAUUCUCAUGUUCUACCGGGACAAGCCCAUCGACUGGCUCCUGGACCAUAUUCUGUGGGUGAAAGUCUGCAACCCCGAGAAGGAUGCGAAGCACUGUGACCGGCAGAAAGCCAACCUGCGGAUCCGCUUCAAACCGUCCCUCUUCCAGCACGUGGGCACUCACUCCUCGCUGGCUGGCAAGAUCCAGAAACUGAAGGACAAAGACUUUGGAAAGCAGGCGCUGCGGAAGGAGCAUGUGAACCCGCCAGCAGAGGUGAGCACGAGCCUGAAGACAUACCAGCACUUCACCCUGGAGAAAGCCUACCUGCGCGAGGACUUCUUCUGGGCCUUCACCCCUGCCGCGGGGGACUUCAUCCGCUUCCGCUUCUUCCAACCUCUAAGACUGGAGCGGUUCUUCUUCCGCAGUGGGAACAUCGAGCACCCGGAGGACAAGCUCUUCAACACGUCUGUGGAGGUGCUGCCCUUCGACAACCCUCAGUCAGACAAGGAGGCCCUGCAGGAGGGCCGCACCGCCACCCUCCGGUACCCUCGGAGCCCCGACGGCUACCUCCAGAUCGGCUCCUUCUACAAGGGAGUGGCAGAGGGAGAGGUGGACCCAGCCUUCGGCCCUCUGGAAGCACUGCGCCUCUCGAUCCAGACGGACUCCCCUGUGUGGGUGAUUCUGAGCGAGAUCUUCCUGAAAAAGGCCGACUAAGCUGCGGGCUUCUGAGGGUACCCUGUGGCCAGCCCUGAAGCCCACAUUUCUGGGGGUGUCGUCACUGCCGUCCCCGGAGGGCCAGAUACGGCCCCGCCCAAAGGGUUCUGCCUGGCGUCGGGCUUGGGCCGGCCUGGGGUCCGCCGCUGGCCCGGAGGCCCUAGGAGCUGGUGCUGCCCCCGCCCGCCGGGCCGCGGAGGAGGCAGGCGGCCCCCACACUGUGCCUGAGGCCCGGAACCGUUCGCACCCGGCCUGCCCCAGUCAGGCCGUUUUAGAAGAGCUUUUACUUGGGCGCCCGCCGUCUCUGGCGCGAACACUGGAAUGCAUAUACUACUUUAUGUGCUGUGUUUUUUAUUCUUGGAUACAUUUGAUUUUUUCACGUAAGUCCACAUAUACUUCUAUAAGAGCGUGACUUGUAAUAAAGGGUUAAUGAAGUGUGUGCCUCAAA